Molecule: messenger RNA, 1725 nt
Organism: Pestalotiopsis fici W106-1
Lineage: Eukaryota; Fungi; Ascomycota; Sordariomycetes; Amphisphaeriales; Sporocadaceae
Product: Delta-1-pyrroline-5-carboxylate dehydrogenase
Exons: 3
Coding region: 1-1725 (574 amino acids)
Cellular component (GO): mitochondrial matrix
Molecular function (GO): L-glutamate gamma-semialdehyde dehydrogenase (NAD+) activity
Source: RefSeq, a predicted model, not a curated record
AUGAGAAGAACAUUGCAGUCGAGGCCGUUCAAGGCACUACAGAGCCGCAACGCUCUUCAAAGUACGGUGGCCAAGAGAGGAAAGGCCACCGUCCCGUUCAGACUCCCCGCUGCUCGCAACGAGCCAAACCCCGAAUACAGAAAAGGCUCGCCAGAAAGGCAAAAGCUGGAAGAGGCUUUGACAAAGCUUCGAUCACAGCUCCCUCUCAAGAGCGAAAUCUUUAUCAACGGUCAAGUACAAGCACAGUCACACUCGUUAGGCCAGCCGCUGCCUGGAGAGCAUGCCACCACCUUCACCAGUGACCCGCAAACCACCAAGGAGCAGGUCUCCAAGGCCAUCGAGUCGGCCUUGAAGGCCAAGAAGUCCUGGGAGCAGACCCCCUUUGUCGACCGUGCCGCCAUCUUCUUGAAGGCUGCUGAGCUCGUCGCGGGCAAGUAUCGCUAUGAGCUCAUUGCCGCCACCAUGCUCGGCCAGGGCAAGAACAUUUGGCAGGGUGAAGUCGACGCCGCUGCCGAGCUGGCAGACUUCUUCCGUCUCAACUGCAACUACGGUGCCGAGAUCUUGGAGAGGCAGCCGGAUCGUGGCAGCGACGGCAUGUGGAGUAGGCUAGACUACAGACCUCUGGAAGGUUUCGUUUAUGCCAUUUCUCCCUUCAACUUUACUGCCAUUGGUGGCAACCUGAUCUCUGGUCCGGCUCUGAUGGGUAACGUGGUCCUCUGGAAGCCUUCGGCAUCCAACGUCUACGCCAGCACACUCGUAUACAAGAUUCUCCUCGAGGCCGGUCUGCCUGCGGACGUUAUCCAGUUCGUCCCUGGUGAUGCUGAGGAAAUCACUUCGACGGUUCUUGCGCACCGCGAGUUCGCCGGUCUGAACUUUGUCGGCUCGUCUGACGUUUUCCGCUCGCUGUACGCCAAGAUUGGCGAGGGUAUCGGCAGCAAGCUCUACCGCGACUUUCCUCGGGUUGUCGGAGAGACCAGCGGCAAGAACUUUACCCUGAUUCAUCCUUCCGCGGAUAUUCCAAGCGCCGUCAACCACACCGUCCGUGGCUCUUUCGAGUACCAGGGCCAGAAGUGCUCGGCGACUUCGCGUCUCUAUCUUCCCGAGUCUCGGGCCAAGGAGUUCCUCGAUGGUCUCCAAUCCAAGGUCAAGGAGAUCACGAUUGGCAGCCCCGACAAGGACCUUUCUGCGUUCAUGGGCCCGGUCAUCCACAGCCGCUCAUUCGAGAAGAUCAAGUCCAUCAUUGACGCCAGCAACAACGACCCAUCUCUCAAGCUGCUUGCCGGCGGAAAGUAUGACGAUUCUACUGGCUUCUACGUCGAGCCCACAGUCUAUGUAGCGGACUCGCCGACGCACAGAUUGUUUGAUGAGGAGAUCUUUGGACCCGUGUUGACAAUCUACGUCUACCCUGAUAACCAGUGGACGCCAAUGCUCGACCAGGUUGACAAGAGCGGUGGUGGUUUCGCCUUGACUGGUGCCAUCUUCGCAAACGACCGUGGCGCUCUGCGAGAGGCCGAGGACACUCUGAGAUACUCCGCUGGUAACCUUUACCUGAACUGCAAGACAACGGCUGCACUCAUCGGCCAGCAGUCAUUCGGUGGCAGCCGGGCUAGUGGCACAAACGACAAGGCCGGCAGCUCCAACGUCAUGUUGAGAUUCACCAGCCCUCGACUCAUCAAGGAGGAGUUCUUUGGUCAAUCGGGAUUCUUGUACCCCAGCAAUGAAUAA